AUGGAAGAAAGAAAAACGAAUAUCAGCAACGCAGCUGCACCUCAUGGAGGAGGUCGAGCAGCUGCGUCACCUGGUCAGGGAGGAUCGACAGACGACAAAACAAACUCGCUGCUGCUGACCAGGGAGGAGCAACUAGAAGCGUACCCGGAGAAUGAAAGAGAGAGGCCGGAGGUUUUCGCGGGAUGCACGACGGAGCUGCAAGGGGAGAUCCCCUCCCCCUACCUGUCGACCAAAGUGAAGAUGCGGAAGGAACGUACCUUGAUAGAAGAGGUGCGUUCAGGGGGUGAGCGAUGUAGGGGAUCACAGCCAGUAUUCAAAGCGGCAUCAGCUCACUUUGAGGAGGCGUUCAAGGAGGUCCAGGUGGGGCCACAUUCGGCGGAUGCUGAUUUCGUGGUGGACCGGGUGCUGCCGUCAGAGGCGGCGGCCAAGCUCGGUGCCCCGUGGACGGAACCCGAAGUCAAGGCGGCGUUGAUCGGACUGCCAAAGGGGAAGUCACCAGGUCAGGACGGCCUGCCGGCGGAACUUUUUGUGUCUCACUGGGACCUGCUGGGGGAGUGCUUCAUGGAAUUUGUCAGAGGUUUUGAGCGAACGGGGGUGCUGCCAAAAUCACUGACAACGGCACUAACAAAACUGUUGCACAAAAAAGGAGAGAAGGACCUAUUGACAAAUUACAGGCCGAUCACGCUCCUCACGACGGUGUACAAGGUCCUGGCCAAGGUCCUAGUGAACAGGCUCAAGAAGGAGCUUCAUCAAGUAAUCUCGAAGGAGCAACAUGGUUUCAUACCGGGGCGCAGCCUGGCGGAUGCGGUCGUGGUAGUGGCUGACGUGAUCAAGGCGGCGUACAACGACGGGGAGGAUUGGUACCUCCUGCUGGUGGAUUUUCAGAAGGCCUACGACACGGCGCGAAUCUAUCUACCGCCGGAGGAGUUAUGGGCAAAGAUUUGCAAGACCUGUGACAACUACGUCUCAAAAGGGGAGGCGACGGCAGAUAAGACUUUCGUCCUCUGGAGCGGAGAACUGGCAAGACUCCCCAAGAAAGAGGGAGGGCUGGGACUAAUCGACUCGAAGGACCGGUUAGACAGCAUGGCGAUCCGGCAGGUCGAGAUGUUUCUGACGGAGCAGGACACAAUAAAGCGGUGGUUGUCGGAGAAGGCGGCAGCUCUGUGA
Molecule: messenger RNA, 1167 nt
Organism: Closterium sp. NIES-65
Lineage: Eukaryota; Viridiplantae; Streptophyta; Zygnematophyceae; Desmidiales; Closteriaceae
Source: the annotation of a GenBank genome assembly